Camelina sativa (false flax) is the source of this 720-nucleotide messenger RNA. The record is from RefSeq and is a predicted model, not a curated record. Lineage: Eukaryota; Viridiplantae; Streptophyta; Magnoliopsida; Brassicales; Brassicaceae.
AUGAUCCGGCUUGGAUCGAAAGAGAAGAGGUGUUACACUUCACCACCUCCACCUUUGACAAGGUCCCAAACCUACCCGUUGGAGAGGAUUCGUCUAGAAAUGAAAGAGGAGAUUCUCAUGAAAUUGAAGGGAAAAUGCAUCUCGAAGUUCAUCAGCAUUUCUAAAUCCUGGUCAUCAAUAGUCUGUAGCAAACGUUUCACCAACUUGUACCUGAAUCAAUCUAUGGCUCCACCACGUAUCCUUUUCUCAUUGACCGUCCGUGGAGACAAUGAGAUGCAGCUCUUCUACUCUUGCUCUCAGGAGGAUCCAUCUUCUGAUCAUCAAACGUUUAGUGUCAUUAAGUUACCCAGUGACGGGUAUGUCCAAUAUCUGUCGCACUACGGCGAAAAGAUAGCUGCGGCGAAUAUAUUAGUCACCGGUACAUUUGACAUGUGGGUUCUUGAAGAUGCCAGCAAAUCACAUUGGUCACAAGUUUCAAUCGUGAUUCCUUCUUGGACAGAUUCAUAUGAUCAGUUUGAUUGUUUCACGUUAAGGGGUAGACUUGGCACUGGCGAGCUUGUAUUUGCACCGGUCUUUGUCACAGACCCGUUCUAUAUACUAUGUUACGAUCUCAAGGAAAACAGAGCUAGAAAAAUCCAGAUCGAAGGAAUUGGGACUCACUUAACGCAUAUACAUAUCUAUCUUGAUCAUGUUGAGAGUCCUAUGUUUCUGGAACUGUAA